AUGGCCACCGAUCACGCCGAUGUCAUCUUACCUCAGGUUUCUGGAUCAUCCGGAUUUCGACUGAUCAAUAUUCUCCUAGUGAACCCAAACUCUAGUGAAUAUAUGACUAAGAACUGUUUGACAGCAUUGGGACCUAGUUUGCCCUCAGAUGUGAUAGUCCAUGGUUUCACUGCUCCAUAUCCAGCUCCCACAGCGAUCGAAUCCCAAACCGAUGCCGUGCUAUCCACUGAGGCUUGUAUUAGGGCAAUCAAACCCAUCGGAGACAAAUAUGAUGCUUUUCUUGUUGCAUGCUUCCGGGCCCAUCCUUUGAUCAGUGUGCUCAAGGAAGAAUUCUCUCAGCCUGUGCUUGGAAUUAUGGAGGCAGCCAUGUACGCAGCACGUAUGCUCGGCGCCAAUAUGGGUAUAAUAUGCACAUCGGAACGGUCUGCAACAGCUCACGGCCGUACCGUCUCUGAAUAUGGAUUCUCGGACUAUUUUGCAGGAUGUGAAGCAGCUAAGCUGGGUGUUCUCGAGCUUGAUUCUCAACCAAGAGCCGAGGUUCAUGCCGUAAUCACACAAAAGCUCAACCGCCUAGUUCACGAGAGAGGUGCUGAUUGUGUAUUGUUGGGCUGUGCCGGAAUGGCAGAGAUGCGAGCUAUCUGCGAGGCUACGGUCGAAGGAAGUGGUGCGAGAGUGUUGGAUGGAGUUGGACUGGGUACACAAAUCUUGAUUGGACUGGUGAGAGAGGGUUUGAGAACUUCCAAGAACGGUAUCUUCAAGGAUUCUUCACUAGACAGAGUGAAAAGAAUGCAGGACUGGUUAUGA
Molecule: messenger RNA, 804 nt
Organism: Talaromyces amestolkiae
Lineage: Eukaryota; Fungi; Ascomycota; Eurotiomycetes; Eurotiales; Trichocomaceae
Exons: 1
Coding region: 1-804 (267 amino acids)
Source: RefSeq, a predicted model, not a curated record